Molecule: messenger RNA, 906 nt
Organism: Mangifera indica (mango)
Lineage: Eukaryota; Viridiplantae; Streptophyta; Magnoliopsida; Sapindales; Anacardiaceae
Product: RING-H2 finger protein ATL17-like
Exons: 1
Coding region: 1-906 (301 amino acids)
Biological process (GO): protein ubiquitination
Molecular function (GO): transferase activity
Source: RefSeq, a predicted model, not a curated record
AUGGAUGGUGUAGGGUCACCACCUGAUUCAGCUUCAGAUUCAUUCUUCACGCCCCUUGUGAUCUCCAUGGCAGGCAUAGUUUCUGCCUCUCUAGCCAUUAUUUCAUUCCAUCAAUUUAUUAUUAGAUAUUGCUUGAGACGGCUAUUGAGGUCAUCUACUGAUAUUAUUUCUGCCUCGGAACCACUUCCCAAUCUGCAUUUUCCCUCCGGGGUCGAAGAGAAAAUCCUCGUUACAAUUCCGAUUCUCUCUUAUUCGACAACGAAUGACACGAAAAAUGCCUUUCGUGUCGAUCAAACCGAGUGUGUGAUCUGCCUUGGAGAGCUGGAAGAUGGGGAAAUGGUACGCCUGUUGCCUAAUUGUAGGCAUGCAUUUCAUGUAGCAUGCAUCGAUAAUUGGUUUUUAAGGCACUGCAGCUGCCCCAUUUGCCGGUCACCUCUUGUUGAAGAAAGGACUAGUUUAGAUGUCGCCACGCCUGUAACUCACGAAAUCACAAAUGAAGACGGGGUUCAUGAUUCGAAUCAGAUUAAUGGGCACAACGGUGGUAGCUUAACUAGUAGUAGCACCAGCGAUGGAAGUGAGUCGAGUGAUUCAUCAAUGGAGGAACGUCCGAAUGCGUUGCUAAGACAUAGUGUGUCAUUAUUGUUACCAUGUGAAGUGAAACCACCAUGUUUGGCUCUAGCGUUGAAGAGAUCCUUAUCCAUGGAUCAGUAUUUUGUGCUUAUUAAUACACCAAGUGAGAUUAGAAAGGAAGAAUCAUCAUCUUCGUCGUCUUCUUCAUCAAGAGAUUUGUUAAUGAAAAGUAGAUCAUAUGGGGCACGAUAUUUGUCGUCAAGAUUAGAGAGGUCGUUCUCACAACUAAGGAUGGGCAGGAGUAGCACCACACCUAAUGGAAUUCUUCCUUAUUGA